Messenger RNA from Penicillium salamii, 498 nucleotides. The record is from the annotation of a GenBank genome assembly. NCBI's taxonomy places the organism in Eukaryota, Fungi, Ascomycota, Eurotiomycetes, Eurotiales, Aspergillaceae.
UUUAUUGAAGACGCCAGCGACCUGAUCACCUUCUUCCAAAAUUACAAUCUCUCCAGUUGCCUCCCUCGGGGAACGGCGACUUACUGGGCUCUAACUAAUCCAGGACAGAACUCGACCAUCGACCAGACAGUGACAGACAGCCCAGACCUGCUUGUCAAGUGCCAUUUGUAUCACGAGAACUACGGAUCAGACCACCGUGCCACCUACUCGGAAUGGAGCCUACAACCUCAGACCAAGCCAAGCACAAAAGCUAGGAAGGCGUACGAGCGCGCGGACUGGGCGAGAAUCGGCGAAGAAGUAGUCCGACAGAUGAACCCAUGGAAGCAGAUCAAGACCCGGCCAACACUCGACCGGGUAGUGGAAAUCGUUGAUCUUCGAUCAAUCGGUCGACCUGUACACGGCGCAUUUCACACAAAUGGCUGUAUUGUUGUUGAGCAGAAUGCUUAUCUGCGCGCUUAUGAACCAUCUCAUAGAGCUCUCUCUCCGAUGUACAUCUGA